AUGAUGUCGACAAAGGAGAGAGUGGUGCCACCGGCAAGGCAACUAGCAAUUGUAGAUAAAAAGAGAGGAGGAGGACCGUCGGUAUUGAUGGAUUCAUUUUUUAAGGCUCUUGCUUUAGUGUUGAAGGUUGAUAGAUUGAUUUUGAGCGAAGUAUCUAUGCCCUCGGAUUCAAAGAGUAGGAGAUCAUAUUGGUGUAGCCUUUUGCCUGCUGCUUCUUUUCUUUUUCUUAUUUUCUUUGCAGCAUAUGCUUUUAUAGCUCCAGAUUACAAAGAGAAUCAAUGCAGGCCUCCUGGAAGUGAGGCCUUACCUGAAGGGAUUGUCUCAAAGACUUCUAACUUUCAAAUGAGACCAUUAUGGGGUUUUCCAGAGAAGGAUGAAAAUUCUUCAAUCAACCUAUUUGCAAUGGCUGUUGGAAUAAAGCAAAGAGUUCUUGUCAAUGCGAUGGUAAAAAAGCGGUUCUUGCAUCCUGAUAUAGUUGCUGAAUACAGUUACAUUUUCCUAUGGGAUGAGGACCUUGGAGUGGAAAAUUUCAAUCCUAAACAUGAAGGGUCCAGGAAGGGUAUUAGCUACAUUCAUGGGUUACUCAUCACAAUAGACCCAUCACUGCGGCCUUAUGAGGAGCUUCCAAAGGAUCCUAGAACUCAAUAUAGACAAUGUCACAAGUAUGUUUCAAUUGUUAAAAGUGAAGGGCUUCAUAUAUCACAGCCAGCACUUGGUUAUACAUCUCUGAUACAUCAGCAAAUUACUGCCCGGGCAAGCAAAUCAGGAGUACACAGGAGGACUUACAAGCCUGGUCUUUGUGAUGGAAAUAGUACAGCACCUCCAUGCACGGGGUGGGUAGAAAUGAUGGCCCCUGUUUUCUCAAGAGCUGCAUGGCGCUGUGUGUGGUAUAUGAUCCAGAAAUAUAACAGUAGUGCAUUGAGGAAGGCUGCUUGUUUAUUUCAGAAAGUGAUUAAAGCAGACACAGCCUACUACUUUUCAUGGGUUCUUAAGGGUGAUCGAACAAAAAAUAUUGGUGUUGUGGAUGCAGAGUACAUAGUUCAUUAUGGUCACCCAACACUUGGAGGUGUGGUUGAAAAUGAGGCACCAUCUCGUUCUCAUAAAAAAGGUUCUAGAAUGGAAGCGCGAUCUCAUUCACGGAAAACAGAUCCUAGACUGGAAGACAUUGUCCUAUACUUAGAAAUUGUCUUCAUCAAAGUAGGUGAGGAGGCAGUCCUUGAUGGAAUUGAAAAUUUUUCAAAAACGAUGGAAAGAGGCCGUUGA
Messenger RNA from Dovyalis caffra, 1263 nucleotides. The record is from the annotation of a GenBank genome assembly. Lineage: Eukaryota; Viridiplantae; Streptophyta; Magnoliopsida; Malpighiales; Salicaceae.